UUUUGAAAGAGUGGCGUCACGGAGGAAAAUAAUAUUUGUUCCUAUUUGUUUUUGACACAAAUAACAGUUCGUUUUACCUCACUUCUUUUGCCAGACACUUUUGUUCACACACUUUCAGUACUUGCACUGCAUUUGUAUUACCUCACCAAAUCUUAAACAUGCACCCUGCUCAACAGCUGAACUUCAAGAUCCAGCUGCUUUCCGGCAAGAAUGUUGUCCUGGUAGAUUGUUCGGGCUACGAAAGCGAGCUGUUCAUGCCGCAAAUCGUUAGGGGGCGCAUCACCUUCCAAAACAUCAUUCCGGAUCGAAGGUGUUGCCCCGAAAGCAGGAUGUUGUCGGACCCUUUGCAGGUUGAUUUGGGCACGAGGACCAGGACGAUGAGGAGCCCCCUGCGACGCACCUUUCCCGAAGUAAACCUUUCAACGCCCCUGGCCAAGAGCACCCCAUCGAGUACAUCUUCCUUGAGAUCUAAGGCUGGCAAGGAGAACGAACUUCCGCAGCUAACGCCAGAAGGACCGCGCACUCGACCUUUUGAGCUAACUUCACUGGUUGAAGUGGAAAUGGAUAUUGACCCCGUGAACGUAACGCCCUGCCAGGAGCAGGCCUACACGACCCUGCGCCUGCCAUCCCCCGAACUCCAGCUGCCAGCCGUUUACCAAAAUGAAAGUCUUUCUGUGCCACGGAUUUCUCCCCAAAAUCUUUCAAGCUUUAAACAGGGCACAGUUUUAACGAAGGAACCCGUGAUCCAUAACUCUACGCCCAAGUUGCCUCCCAGACGGACCUACACUCGUAAAAAGCCUGGCAACCCCUGCAAAACGAAGCCAGCACCCGCCUGGUCACCUCUUAAAAAGAACAAAAAAAACCCGACGGUAUCCUCUACCAAGGUUCCCAAUCCCACCAUGAAGCUGGAAGUGCGCAACCGCAAAUUGAUCGUGGACCCUAAGACGACCCUGGCCGCCUAUGAUCCCAACCAAAAGGAAUCUGUAACCAUCACAAAGAAGAAGAUCAUACGGAAACAGGUGACGGGCAAGACACGAAAGCAAUUCGAGGCCCUUAAAGUCACAGCUUUUGACCUACUGACCAAUUCGUCUGUGGGGCACAUGUCUCGGCAUCUCAACAAACACUUUCAGAAGUCCUGUGUGAACAAGAUGUCUACCACAUUGCCCAGCUACGCAGAGAUCGCAGUCGCCGCGCCGCUUGUAAUGGAUCGACAGGUGAAGGCACUGGUGGCCGCGCAGAAGAGGAUGGAGCGGAUAACCCAGAGACCGAAAGGCUUUAUGACGCGAAAGAGCAAGCAAAUCUAGAGUGUUCCGACGACGUAUUCUAUAAUGAUCUGGUUGUAAUUGUCCUGCCUUUACGACAGUAUUCCAAAUGCAUUGUAUGUCCUUGCCAUUCAGAAUAAAAACAGAAGACUUAAAAUGGUUUUCUUCGAUCUCCAUUAA
Drosophila rhopaloa is the source of this 1442-nucleotide messenger RNA. RefSeq lists its product as uncharacterized. The record is from RefSeq and is a predicted model, not a curated record. Bases 159 to 1304 code for a protein of 381 amino acids. The transcript is spliced from 2 exons. NCBI's taxonomy places the organism in Eukaryota, Metazoa, Arthropoda, Insecta, Diptera, Drosophilidae.